This is a messenger RNA of Wyeomyia smithii (pitcher-plant mosquito), 1212 nucleotides long. RefSeq lists its product as uncharacterized. Bases 1 to 1212 code for a protein of 403 amino acids. Gene Ontology annotation, molecular function: nucleic acid binding; zinc ion binding. Lineage: Eukaryota; Metazoa; Arthropoda; Insecta; Diptera; Culicidae. The transcript has 2 exons. The record is from RefSeq and is a predicted model, not a curated record.
AUGGCGGACGACCCUGUUGGCGGAGAGUCAUCAUGGAUGUCUGGGUCUAGAUGUAGCCAAUUAGCAGAUAUCGACGACCAUGAAAUGAAAAAGCGAACAACGGCUGGAAUGACUCAGAAACAGAAGAAACGUGGAAUUAUCAGGAACGAGUUACAGGAGAAGAUGUUUGCAAAGGAAGCGCGACUGGAAGGAAACAAUGGAUCACGCUACUUAAUACCGACUCAUACAGAUGAAGCUGAAACAAUGGAGAAGGUGUCGCCAUUUUUCAUUAAAAAGGCAAUUGAUCAAAUUACUCCUAACGUUACAAUUAGUCGGAUGCGAGAAGGGAAACUGAUGUUAAAGUCGUAUGGUAUCAAGAUCGAAGAACAUCCAACCCUCAAUUUUACCAAGGGAGUGAUAAACUGUCGCGACUUCAAGUACCGCAAAGAUGAAGAAAUCUUGGAAGAACUUGAAGCCGAAUACGUGGUUGAAAUCAGACGGUUCAAGGAUCGCAUCAUGGACGGAAAAUCGAUACCAUCAUCUACUUUCGUACUAAUUUUCCACCUGGGACAACUACCAACAACUACAAACAUCGGUUUCUACAACUGCAGAGUGAAACAGUAUGUUCCGUCUCCCUUGAGCUGCUUUAACUGCCUUCAGUUUGGCCACAGUAAAAAACGUUGCAGAGGAAACCGGAUCUGUGCUAAAUGCGCGAAUCUCUACCACGCAGGAAGCUGUUCAACAUCAGUAGUAUGUGUGAAUUGCCGUCAAGAACACCAUGCUCUUUCAAAGGAAUGUCCAAUUUACGAAGAUGAAUGUGAGAUCCAGAAACUGAGAGUAACUGAGAAGAUCUCCAUACGAAAAGCCACCCGUAAACGACGUCUUCAGGCCCCGAAUCCAUCUCAACCACGUCUGACGAAAAGCUUUGCUGAAAUUGUUCAACAUCCGGCCAUCAGAAGAACGAGACCUGAAGCUACCAAUGAGAAUAAUGGCGGUGCUGCUGAUGAUGCUACCGCUGCGACUACUCAACGUAUCAACCAUGACCAAUUAUCGAUAAUGCAACCGAUAAAUCGAGCUACAGAUGCUAAUAAAGACGACAACCUAAUCGGCGCAAGGAAACAAAGUGCAGUAAAACAAACUCGUAACUUGGCAACAGAAGCAACCGAAGGUAAACUAACAUCACUAAAAUACGAUAAGACAAAUACCGUGCUGGACCGAAAUCCGUACACCUAA